AUGUCUACCAACCGACCCUUCCUUUCUAACUUCCUGGCUGCUUUCCGAGCCCAGUCUACCUUUAAACCAACUCAGCAAUCAUCUACCUCUUCGUUAUCACCCUCCUCGAUCUCUCAGAGUGCUCGCGCCCUUGCUUCUAAAGCCGCAGGUUCCGGCUCGGGUCCAUCAGCCUCGUCAUCUCAGUCUCAGUCUCAGACAACUCAGCAACCUGCAUCGUCAAAUGCGAAUGCGAAUGGAAAUGGAAAUCCAGCUUCAACCUCCACAUCUUCCCAGCAUCGCCAUACCCAUCAUUAUCAUCACUCCUCAGAAUCAUCUUCACCUCCAACUCCUGCAUCCUCAACCCCAAUACCCAUAAAUAGCGGCCCAGCAGAUCGCCGUCGUCGUGGAAGCGAUAGUUCCAGUGGUUCGGGUGGAUUCCGGGAUGCGUUAGGUCCGGAGAAAUGGUAUAUUGGAGGACGGACACCAGCGGGCGAAGAGAGGUUUUAUAGAUUAGGGAUGGUGACAACAGGAGGUGGGAGAUUAGGUGGCGGAGGAAGAGUUGGGAGUAUCGAUCAGCUGAGUUUGUGA
Messenger RNA from Penicillium malachiteum, 567 nucleotides. RefSeq lists its product as uncharacterized. The record is from RefSeq and is a predicted model, not a curated record. The transcript has a single exon. Bases 1 to 567 code for a protein of 188 amino acids. Lineage: Eukaryota; Fungi; Ascomycota; Eurotiomycetes; Eurotiales; Aspergillaceae.